Messenger RNA from Liolophura sinensis, 7825 nucleotides. Its product is annotated as UDP-galactose translocator-like. Gene Ontology annotation, biological process: pyrimidine nucleotide-sugar transmembrane transport. Bases 119 to 1195 code for a protein of 358 amino acids. The record is from RefSeq and is a predicted model, not a curated record. Gene Ontology annotation, cellular component: Golgi membrane. Lineage: Eukaryota; Metazoa; Mollusca; Polyplacophora; Chitonida; Chitonidae. Gene Ontology annotation, molecular function: pyrimidine nucleotide-sugar transmembrane transporter activity. The transcript has 3 exons.
AAAAGUUGAUGUGGGAGUUCAAUAACACUACGUCCACUGUGUCUUUGAUAGAAAUUGCUCGUAACAGCUGUGUCAACACAUGAUCUGUACGAGUUUCGGCACCAUCUAGACAUCGGCUAUGUCAACUGUGGUGCUCAUAGACGAGGGGAAAGGGGUGGCCCAAGCAGAGGUUGCAGACUUACAGGAAGCCAAAUCAACGAAUUCUGCUACAGAUAUGCAGUCUCAGCCUUCUCUCUUCCUGAAGUACUUCAGCUUGGUUGCGCUAACCCUUCAGAACACUGUUCUUAUCCUGGUGAUGCGCUAUGUUCGGACUCGACCUGGAGACAUGUUCCUGGCUUCUGCAGCAGUCAUUUGUCAAGAAUUCUUGAAAAUGGUGACAUCGCUGGCCCUUGUGCUUUACCAGGAAAAGAGCAUUAAAUCUUGGCUGAAGUAUCUUUAUGACAACACAAUAGACCAGCCCAUGGACUGUGUGAAAGUCUCUGUUCCCUCUGUUAUAUAUGUACUCCAGAAUAACUUACUCUAUGUUGCUGUUUCUAACCUUGAUGCUGCAACAUAUCAGGUCACUUAUCAACUGAAGAUUUUAACCACUGCCAUCUUUUCUGUGAUCAUGCUGAAGAAAGUGUUAAGUAUUCCCCAGUGGGCAGCCCUUGGUGUAUUGUUUGUUGGAGUUUCCGUAGUCCAACUGCAGCCAUCCAGUAAAGUGGAAGAAAAUGUGGCUGUUGAGCAGAGACCCUUCAUUGGACUUUUUGCUGUGAUCGUUUCCUGUUUCCUGUCAGGAUUUGCAGGAGUUUAUUUUGAAAAGAUUCUGAAAGGUACUCGCCAGUCUAUCUGGCUGAGGAAUUUUCAACUGGGAUUUUUAGGGAUCAUCAUUGGAGUUAUCACUAUGCUUUUCAAAGACUCUACUCAGUUCCAGGAAAAAGGUUUCUUUCAUGGCUUUGAUUUUCUUGUGUGGGUUGUCAUUGGAUUGCAGUCAUUUGGUGGGUUAAUGGUUGCCAUGGUGGUGAAGUAUGCAGACAACAUUUUGAAAGGAUUUGCUACUUCUGCUGCUAUUGUGUUGUCCAGUGUUGCAUCUAUCUUUAUAUUUAAUUUUGUGCUGUCCCCACAAUUUACUAUUGGGGCUGGCCUAGUAAUGCUAGCACUCUAUGUAUAUGGCACAUAUGCUCCACAGCCUCUCCCGGAGAAGCCUAUUCAUUAAUAUUUAAAUUCAGCAUCUCCAGUUGCCAGUUUAAUAUCCCGUUGUAUAUUCAUCCGCACAUGAGCAACCUGAGAUCCAUGUUCUCUGUCCUUACUUUCAAAACUCGCAUCACAUGAUGUAGUGAAUUAUUUUCUCCAUAACAGCCAUAUUGUUUGCAUUCACAUGAUCUGUCGUCACGGAUAGGGGCCAGAUCCAAACAUUAAUUUUCUGACAGACUCUUGUCUGCAGUCUCCUACUACCAGACACUCUGAAUUGAGACACAGUAGGGUUUUGUCUGAAUUUAAGCAGAUCUUUAGAUGCCAAUUUCCAGGUGACUGAAGUUACCCAUGCUGUAGAUUACAAAGUGGUGCAAAUUUUUGUCAUGCCAUUUCAUAUUAGUACAACAAGGUUGCCACAGUUGUUAGUGUCAUUUUGUUUAAAACUUUUUGGAGCAACUUCAGAAAAAGGCGUGUAUUUUCUUCUCCCUGAACAUCUUCAUGUGCACAUAUGUACUAAUUAGACCUACUGACCUAUUGAAAUCAUCCAGAUUGUUAUUAUUUUUCUUCCGUUUUCAUGAAAGCUUUUUGAAAACUUUAAGAGCUGUAAAGGGAAUAGUUUUCAUUGGAUGUUGUUGAAAUUUGGUUAUUUUAGGAACAAGUUUAAAAGGCAAAUUUUGGUUGUUAUUGGUUAACUUUGGUGACAUGACAUGGCCAUCUUGAAUUUUGAUCAAAACUUUUAAAAGUCUUUUACUCAGGAAACAACAAAUGGAUUCUUUUGACUUGUAGAGUGAUCCCAGUUAGAGUUUGAAAAACUUUAAAAGCUUUGGAAGCUAGCCAUUAGUAGCGUCAUAAAAAGUUUGUAAUUUUGUUAAUGUUGAUCAUGUAUUCUGGUGUAUUUGGCAAUGCUGAUACCGAAUCUGCUUGCGGAUUUUGCCUAUCUUUGUAUCUUUUUGAGAUAUGGUCAAAGAACUUUUUCGGUUAUGUAAUUUCAAUGACCUGUAACUCAAGAAUGAUGGUAACUAGAAAUGUGAAACUUGCACCAAAGUGGAGCUCAUGACAUGUUGUUUCUGCGGGGCGUCGACGGAUUUGAGAUACGAUGAAUAGUUUUCUCACUAGAAAUGUCUAAAUAACACCACCCUUCUCCAGAAAUAGAAAUGUAAGCCUCUGCAUUUAACAUAGACUUUAGAGGUAACUCUGUAUUACUAUACAUGUGCUGCAGGUAACUUGCCACUUAGGUCAGCCACCUGUCACUCAAAUCGAGAAAUGAACAACUCUCCCUCCUCUCCAAAGCCAUCAAAGCUAGCAAGUAAACCAGCCCUGUUCACAAUGCAUCAUGGGCAAUUCUCAACAAUCCAGAGGGCAUUCCCCCAUACCCCCGUGCUAUCACCAAUAUAAGUCCAAAGCCAUGAACAAAUAUACCGACAAUUUCUAUCCACACAUGUACCUAGAGUCAUGACAAGCCCAAAAAUUGUAACUCUUAUCAGGCCAAAUUCAUCUGUCCAUCUGUUGGACUGGGGAUCUUUUUUAAACAAAACAACACACAACACCCUUUAUCCCUUCUUAAUGUUUAGACAAAAUUUCAUAUCUUUAUAGUCUCUUAACAUUUGCUGUCAUCUACAUCUACUCUGUCCUCACCUGCUGUCAAAACUGACCUGAGCCCAGGGAAACCAGAGGGGACACUAGAGUGGGGUGAUUGCACACCAGGUGUCUAGCAACCUGAAAUGUACGUAAUUAAUCAGGUGAGGUGAUCGCCAAGGCCUAAUACGAGCAAGACGCAGUGGUGGUCUUCAGCCUUUUACGCAUUGUAUACGAUAUCUGGUAGUGUGGGGUUCAAAGCCACUUGAUUAUUUUUUAAUUUUUGUCAUUCUUUUUCUCCAUGUUGCCUAUUUUGGUAAAUACUGUUGCAGUUUGUACAUGCAUGUUAUUCAUUGUUGCAUGUGUUAGCAUCUGCUCGUAAAAAACUCCAGAAAAAAUAUUCUGGUGUAUUUCGAGCCGCUGAUUAGGAAGCUGCUUUUAUUGUUUGCAUAUCUUCUAACUUUUUGAAAUAUAUAGUCAAAAAACUAAACUUAGUUACGUAAUUUCAAUGACCUGUAACUCGAGAACUAUGGGAACUAGAAAUGUGCAACCAAAUUGUAGCCCAAGACAUGCUCUUCCAGGAAUAUGUCAACAGAUUUGAGCUACGAUCAAUAGUUUUCUCACUAGAAGCGUUUAAAUGACAACACCAUUUUUUGUUUUGAAAAAGAUGGUAAUCCUAUUGCUUUCACAUGGAGUUAGAUGGGAACUGGACUGGGUUUAUAGUAUUUCACCUGAUGCUUUCUGCUCCACUGUCCGUGAUCUCCCGAAACGGUUGUACGAUGACAUACAGCUAUGUUGUCCUGUAUUUGAUGGCUUAGAAUUAUAACUACAACAGCAAACGACGUUGACCUGAAAAAGUUGGCUUAGCGCACACCUUAUAUUCUUUACUGUACGCCAACCAGGCCAGGGUGAUUGACAGAUAUUGACUUGUGCCGUGGUCCAGGUCGUGGAUUGAUGAACUUAGGUGGAAGCAUGCAUUUGCUGUUAUACUGGCCGUGUAUUAUUGGGUUGGGAAAACGUCUUCGAUCCGAUCCGAGUUCCUGGCCUAGGAUCUACUGUUUGCAGAUCCAUUGUAGUUAUUAUUAUUAUUAUUAUUUUAACAUGGCAAAUUUAUUGCAUAAAAGGUGAUCAAAAUAUUUGUAUUUUUUUUUUUUUAUGUUUCUGUUCUGAGGGUGAAAUAUCUGAUCUUAUAUUUAUAUCGUCAUCAUCAUCAUAAAAUUUAGAAUUUUGUUAUUUCAUGUGGCAUAACAUAGCAUAGUAGAUGUAGACAUCAUGAAUUAGUAUAAAGUUUAUGUAAUUUAUGUAUCACUUUAUGUAGAUAUGUAUGUAAAAUUAGAUUAUGACAAGGUGUGAUAUAAAUCUACUAAGGGUUUUUUUUAUGUAAUUACUAAUUUUUUUGCUGAACCAAAGAAAAAGUCAGAUUUACAUGUAUGUAAUUAUGGGUUUUUUCAUGGUCCACGAACAUGAACUGAACGUGUGUAUGUAUUGCAUAGAUAAAUUAAUUCUGAAUGCUUUGAUUUGUAAAUUGUAAAGGUAAAUGUGUGUUGCAGUCUGUGAUUAUGUCAUUGAGGACAAUGUAAAUGAAGUUGGCAAAUAUUUGAGUGCCUUAAUUAUGAUACGCCAUGUUAGCUGUUUAUCCCAAAAAUGUAUUUUACAUCACAAGAUGCACACUGUUGUGAACCAUUGGGCUGAAUAGUUUUUUGGUCUUGAGAGCCUAAAAUAUUGAAAGAUUUUCAUGCUCCAUGUAUUCACCAUUUUUCUCAGCAAUUCAGUGUAUAAGUGUCGAUGGGUCGCAAAUAUGAAUAGGUUACUCGUUAAUAUAAAACAGAACAGAAAUAUUACAACUGGGUAUUAAAGAAUGCAAGAUUUAUUUUGUGUUUUUAUGUGCGAACCGAUUGAAAAACAAAAAACCUCCAAAUAUGGAAUAUAAAUGUGAAAAUCAGCCUUAGUAUUUUUCCAAUCUCCAUUUAUUUUAUCACUUUCCUGUUUUUCUAGGCUUUUCUGAAAGAAGAGUUUCAUGCUACCCAUAAAACAACAAUUAAAAUUGAUAUUGUCUAAUGGCACUAACCAUGGUAAAAUUCUGCUUCCUAAUUUUUAAUUACGGUAAUAAACGUAAAAAAAAGAAGCAUACACUGUGUGUGUCAAGGUUAUAGUCAAUAUACAAAUGUUUGUAAGUAUUUAAAUAAGUGUUAAAGAUGUUUAAACAUGAUUUAUGUAGUGCAAAAUGGAGAAAAAAUAAGACUAAUUAUUUAAUGUUGUGUGAAUAGAGUUAUCGAGCAACUAGGUGGACAAUAAUUUGAUUAAGAGGUUCCAUGAUUAAGUGCAUCUUUUCCCCAGCAAUAAGGUACCACAACAAGAUUAGGGAGGACAUUUUGCCCUGAUCUGGCACCACUACAAGAUUAGGGAGGACAUUUUGCCAUGAUCAGGCACAAUUACAUGGUUAGGUGCAGCAUUUUGCCAUGAUCAGGCACAAUUACAUGAUUAGGUGCAGCAUUUUGCCAUGAUCAGGCACAAUUAUAUGAUUAGGUGCAGCAUUUUGCCAUGAUCAGGCAGCAUUGCAUGGUUAGGUGCAGCAUUUUGCCAUGAUCAGCACAAUUACAUGAUUAGGUGCAGCAUUUUGCCAUGAUCAGGCAGCAUUACAUGGUUAGGUGCAGCAUUUUGCCAUGACCAGGUGGCAUUACAUGACUAGGUGCAGCAUUAGACAAUUAUAUGCAGUGUGCGAUUUAGACAGUGCACAGGGUUUUCUGCAGCCUUACAUCAGAGGGCUUGUCAGAUUUUGUUUAUUCUAUAUCUAGAUUCCUUGCUGGUUUCAACAACUAAUGAAACACAGUACUGGAAACAGAGCACUGUGUUAAGGCAAAUUUGGAAUGGAGGCUGAAUCUUCUGGACAUAUAAGAAAUGCAGUGUACAGGAGAUCGAUAUAGACUGCACAAUGUAAUAAGUGAUGAAUCAUGCCAUUUUGAAGGGAACUGUUUCUUGUAAAGUUAUGUAUUUUUCAAGUGACACAUUUUGCUUGAAUCUGAUUGAUUCAUACAUCCUAUAGGGUCACUUCAUAGUUUUUGAGAAAGUUUGAUUAAUUUAUGAGUCAGACAGACUCAGACUUUAAGGACUUGAUGUGCUUCCAACAGUGCAUUAGUACAUACCAAACUUUAGGUGCAGAAGAGUAGUUUUAAUGGACAGACAGGAGCCUCUGUGGCUCAGUUGGUUAGCGAGCUAGAGUAGCGUAAUGACCCAGGAGCACCAAUGUGGUCGUUGUGAGUUGGUCCAGCUCAUGCUGGUUUCCUCUCCAGCCGUAUGUGGGAAGGUCUGCCAGUAACCUGCGGGUGGUUGUGGGUUUAUCCCACCAUAAUGCUGGCCCCCGUCAUAUAACUAAAAUGUUCUUGAGUAAGGCGUAAAACACCAGUCAAAUAAAUAACAAACAAAUAAUGGACAGACAGAAUAAAUGAAACCCAGUUCACAAACUUCAAGAAACAGUUUUUCUUUUUUGUGUGUGUAUCAGUGACAUUGUCUGGGUUAUCACACCCCCAAGUUUUAAAGAAUAUGAGUGUAUUAAACUUUAUCAUUUAGAAAGAUACAUAUUUAACUGGUGUAUAGUGCAGGAUGUGCUGGAUGCACUGGAUAAUAAACUAGAUGAAGACUAUUUAGCAGCAGUUUUUAAUAUGCACCAUGGAUCAGUACAUAAUGAUGACCACACUUAUAAGAAAUAAUUAAAUUAUAUUGGUGGCCAUAUUAGCCUGGUUCAAAAAAGUGUGAAAGUAUUCUCACUGAAUUUGUGUGAUUAUUUGUUGUGAUACGGCUACAAAAUUUAUGCAGGAUUUGUCCUGGGUGCACAGCUGGGUAAUUCAGAGACAUUAAAUGUUAUUGGUCAUGGGGAUGUGAGGAGAAAAUGCAUCAGAUUGUUUUUGAUUUUUUCUUUUUUUGACCAAGUCAGCCUAUGCAUGCUAAGGGGCUGGAGUGAAGUGAAGGACUUGUAGAGGUAAAACAGUUUUAAAGAUUAGCUAAGACUGAAAAUAACUAUAACCUCACUGUGUAUACUGCUGUACUCAUAAGUUGUAUCGCACAAGUCACCCUUUAUUUCCCCAAGAAGGGUUAAAACUUCUAUCUUGAUGAACUGUAUAGAGGGUGAAAAGACAAAGUGAGUGGCAGCCUAUGUACAUUGGGUUAGGUUGUGUGUAUAUUGGGAAGUUAAUUCAAGCUGUGAUCAGUCUUCCCUACUGCACAAAGAGCUCAACCGAGGGGGUAAUGGAAGGAUUGUGUGGGAACAGGAGAAAGGCAUGGCAGGGUUAUAUCCAAAGAGGUCAAACAGUAAAGGUAAAGGAGGAAUAGUACCGGAAAGGGUUAGAGAGAGGAAUGACAGGGUUAUGCCCCUAAGAAGUAAACCAGUAAAAUAAUGACUUGGGAUUGUAUGUGAAAGGAUGAGAAAAUAGGAAUGGAAGGGUUGGUAAAACGAUUAUGCUGGCCUAAUAAUUUGACAGAAAUAUUUUUUGUAAAGUAUGAAAGAGUAAAUCAAUUUUCACAAUAACCACCAUCUUGGCUUAAUUGACAGUUCACAGGUAUAUCAUAAUAAAGAUGCUUGAUGUCUACAGAUUGUUGAAUGUGGAAUUCUCAAGCAAUUAGGACCUGCGAUAAAUUUACAGGUUUUUGUACUACCAGUAUGUGGAACUGGCUGAAGAUUUGCUGUAAUCUUACUGAAAUGUGUUCAGAUGGAUGAGUUUGUUCAGAUUUAAUGAAAUGGAUAUAUUUAACUCUUAAUUACUUUGCCUUAGGCAGUUUCCUAAAACUUAACUACAUGAAAGGCUUGAGAGAACUAUAAGAAUUAGGUACAGAGCUUUACUCAUAUAACAAGUAACAAGCGAAAAAGACUGUCUCAAAGCUAGUACUUGAUACUGUUGUUUAAUUGUCUGACAUGCACAGAUGCCUCAUCAUGCUUUGUAAGCAAUUGAUUUUUUUCUUACGUAUGUAUCUUCUGUAUGGCUUAAUCCCGUUAUGGUAUGUUUGCCAUUCUGCUGUAUUUUUAUUAAUGCAUGAGAGCAUGUAAGUUAUUCAUUCUACAGCAGUUGAAUCCCAUUUCUUAUUG